CGCGGGGCAGCGGCUGCGGGGCCCGGCGCUGAGGGACCGCCGAGCUCGCCGGGCGCUGGGAGGACCCCGUCUGCAGGAUGUUCUCUCCACCAAAGAUCUCCUCGUGACCGCUGACCAUGACCAUCCCGGCGGCACCUCGGGAGGCACCAACGUUGCAGUAGCCCGGCUCGUCCCCCCGCCGCACACCGGGAUGCUGCACUGACCGAGGGCAGCCCCGCUUCUUUUCUCCUCUCCCCCUCAACUUUCAGCAGCUCUGGGAUUUGUAUGGCAGCAGCGUAACCGUGGAGAGGCCGGGGUAUCACAAACUUAUGGAUUUUGAUAAGAGAGGAGGGAAAGGGGAGCUGGAGGAAGGUAAAAGGAUGUCCAAGACGGGUGGAGGAAGGAGCAGCCAUGGAAGUCGGAGCGCCGGAACCAACUCGGGAGUCUUAAUGGUGGGUCCCAACUUCCGCGUCGGAAAGAAGAUCGGAUGCGGCAAUUUCGGGGAGCUCCGCCUAGGAAAGAACCUCUACACCAACGAAUACGUAGCGAUCAAAUUGGAGCCCAUCAAGUCCCGGGCCCCACAGCUGCACCUGGAAUAUCGCUUCUACAAGCAGCUCGGCAAUGCAGAAGGAAUUCCUCAGGUUUACUACUUCGGCCCCUGCGGGAAAUACAACGCCAUGGUGCUGGAGCUGCUGGGCCCCAGCCUGGAGGAUCUCUUUGAUCUGUGCGACCGCACCUUCACCCUCAAAACCGUCCUGAUGAUCGCCAUCCAGCUG
Molecule: messenger RNA, 755 nt
Organism: Lagopus leucura (white-tailed ptarmigan)
Lineage: Eukaryota; Metazoa; Chordata; Aves; Galliformes; Phasianidae
Product: casein kinase I
Exons: 5
Biological process (GO): signal transduction; peptidyl-serine phosphorylation; positive regulation of canonical Wnt signaling pathway
Cellular component (GO): plasma membrane; cytoplasm; nucleus
Molecular function (GO): protein serine/threonine kinase activity; ATP binding
Source: RefSeq, a predicted model, not a curated record